Molecule: messenger RNA, 2687 nt
Organism: Annulohypoxylon truncatum
Lineage: Eukaryota; Fungi; Ascomycota; Sordariomycetes; Xylariales; Hypoxylaceae
Product: ARM repeat-containing protein
Exons: 3
Coding region: 378-2030 (550 amino acids)
Biological process (GO): NLS-bearing protein import into nucleus
Cellular component (GO): nucleus; cytoplasm; nucleoplasm
Molecular function (GO): protein binding; nuclear import signal receptor activity
Source: RefSeq, a predicted model, not a curated record
UCCUGUUGAACCUAAAAGAUCCCCGCUAGCGGUUGAAAGAGCGACCAAAUCCAUCUUAAUCCAAAUUCUUCUGCUGUUUCCAGCAUCAGAAUAAUUUCCCCCACUAGAACAACCAACUCUUUUCUUUCCACUUCCACUAUUUCCACUCUCUUUCUCUUCCAACUUUCGCGUGGACGAGUAAAGAGGUGCAUUUUGUUCCAUCACAACGCGAUACCAAUACUUGAUCGUCUCCACGUCAAUUUCAUUCCGUAAUUCGUCAACCCUUAAAACUUUGACGGGGGCGAGCAAAACAAAUCACCCCGCCUUAUCCCAAAUACCACACCUAUUUGGUCUAUUCCGCCACUUGAAACGGUCAAGCGAAUACACCAUCAGCAAUCAUGGCCGACAGAUUCAUCCCCGAGCAUCGUCGUACUAACUAUAAGGCGAAGGGCACCUUUAAGCCCGAUGAACUUCGCCGACGACGUGAGGAGCAAGCUGUCGAGAUCCGUAAGGCUAAGCGUGAGGAGAACUUGGCCAAGCGACGAGGUAUUGGCACCGGCGACUCGCGUCCUGGUGCUUCCUUAGGCGCUGCUCCUGACAGCGAUGAUGAAUCUGCUCCCACAGAGAGUCAGCUUAACGAGGACCUCCCUCAGAUGGUCCAAGGUGUCUUCUCCGACCAAAUCGAUUUGCAGAUUCAAGCUACUACUAAGUUCAGAAAGCUUCUCUCUAAAGAGCGAAACCCUCCUAUCGAGGAGGUCAUCAAGACCGGUGUCGUUACCCGAUUCGUAGAGUUCCUUCGUUCGCCUCAUACCUUGGUUCAGUUUGAGGCUGCCUGGGCAUUGACCAAUAUCGCAUCGGGAAGUGCAACUCAGACUCAAGUAGUUAUCGAGGCUGGCGCCGUUCCUAUCUUUGUCGAGCUCCUCUCAAGCCCCGAGCCUGACGUUCGUGAGCAGGCCGUAUGGGCCUUGGGCAACAUCGCUGGCGACAGUCCAUCAUGCCGAGAUUACGUUUUGAGCUGCGGCGCCCUGAAGCCUCUACUUAAUCUACUUGGUGACAGCCGCAAGCUCAGCAUGCUUCGAAAUGCUACAUGGACGUUGAGUAACUUCUGCCGAGGCAAGACCCCUCAACCAGACUGGAAUACCAUUGCACCCGCGCUCCCGGUUCUGGCCAAGCUGGUUUACUCCCUUGACGAUGAAGUUCUUAUCGAUGCCUGCUGGGCCAUUUCGUAUCUGUCUGACGGGUCUAAUGAUAAGAUCCAAGCCGUUAUCGAAGCCGGAAUCCCCCGCCGCCUCGUGGAAUUGCUCAUGCAUGCUUCCACAUCCGUCCAGACCCCUGCGCUCCGAUCUGUUGGCAACAUUGUUACUGGUGACGACGUCCAGACCCAAGUCAUCAUUAACUGCGGCGCACUGACUUCCCUGCUAUCUCUCUUGAGCUCCAACAAGGAUGGUAUUCGCAAGGAGGCAUGCUGGACCAUCUCGAACAUCACUGCUGGCAACUCUCAGCAGAUCCAGUCUGUCAUCGAUCACAACCUGAUCCCGCCUCUAAUCCAUCUUUUGUCCAAUGGCGAUCUGAAAACCCGUAAGGAGGCAUGCUGGGCCAUAAGUAAUGCGACUAGCGGCGGUCUUCAAAAGCCCGAACAGAUCAGAUAUUUGGUCUCGCAGGGCUGCAUCAAGCCUCUAUGCGACCUUCUUGGAUGCCCUGACAACAAGAUCAUCCAAGUCGCUCUUGACGGCCUAGAGAAUAUCCUGAAGGUGGGUGAUCUUGACAAGCAGGCAGCUGGCGAGGGUCCUGAGUCGAUCAACCGCUACGCCUUGUUCAUCGAGGAAUGCGGAGGUAUGGAGAAGAUCCACGAUUGUCAGACAAACGCGAACGAGGAGAUCUACAUGAAGUCUUACAACAUCAUCGAGAAGUACUUCUCCGACGAAGAUGAGAACGCUGAAGAUGGCAUGGCCGCUCAAACCCAGGCUAACGGCACGUUCGGAUUUGGAACCAACGGCGGGCAAGGCGGCGGAUUCAACUUCGCGAACGGUGCCGACUCGAUGGAUAUGUAAGGCGGCGUCCUUACAAUCUUUUCGCAAACCCGAUAUUACGAACUCAUUGGGCAAUCCAGCACAUAGUCACAGCACAGACAUCAUACCCCCAAAAAUUUCCCCCGCUUUGCCCUGCAUGUAGCCCACACCCCUGCACAAGUCCCAAUGAGAACGGAGUUAAUCGAGUUAUGAGGAACAUUUGAACCUUGGUCAACCACGUGAGAGGAUAAUUUCUACACAGGCAAUUUGGUAGCUUUAAAGCUCCAACCUGAGAAGGAGAAAUGGAGAAGUGGUUGAGGAGGAGAUGGUGAUACAUUUUGAACGAGGGUCGUCAAUGGUAGCUUGAAAGCUCCUACCCUCUAUAAGUCACAGGGAUUCUGAGUGAAUCUUGAUGUGGGGAAGAUCACUGAAAGAGCACUGCGCAACGAACUGGUAACCAUAUCAACAACCCAGUUUGUCACCAGGAAAGUUGCUCUUAAUGAUGUCGCUCCCAAGUGGUAGGACACUGAUCUUCCGAAAUCCGAGAAGCUAGACGACUCACUUUGUUGGUCUUACCAAGUGGUAAAUUGGCCUUCGAUGGACGUAGUCAUUAGUCAGUUACUCGGUAGGCUUAGCAAGACGGCAAUGAUGCGUUUAGCUUUUAGCUUACCCCCCAAAAUUGAUCAUUACACAAAUGUA